UGUUGCCACAGUUGCUUUGGAAUUUAGCAGUGAAAAAGCCCCAGAAACCACCCACCAUGGAUCUCAAAGUGCUGGCGGUGAUAACCCUGCUGACGGCGGUUAUGUACACUCAUGUGUCACAUGCCAAACCCAUCAGCCUGGUGGAGAGGUGCUGGUGCCGCACGACCCACAACACCGUCCCCCAGCGCAGCAUCCGGGAGCUCAAGUUCCUGCAGACCCCCAACUGCCCAUUCCAAGUCAUUGCCAAGCUGAAGAACAACAAAGAGGUCUGCAUUAACCCAGAGACCAAAUGGCUGCAGCAAUAUCUCAAGAAUGCUCUUAACAAGUAAGGAGAAACCCUUCCUGACAAAGUGAGAAAAAACAAAAGACGGCCUAAUUAAGGACCCGGCCCUGGCGGGACCGCCCGACCGACUCACUCCCAGCCUGCUCUGCAGAACAGUACCACAGCCCUUCCCUUCCGCGGGACGCUUGCGCCACCAGCACUUAAAAUGGCGAACAUGCUUCUCCGGCAUGGCACCAGUCAACGGCUCACCCCCUGCCCACACACCGACGCGGACACUUUCUCUUUGUAAAGCGUGACAUGCAGUUAUAUAUGUGUGAGCGCGAGUCUGUGUGCACCUGUGAGUACGUACCUGUAUGUGUGUGUCUGUACAUUUGAAGUGUAUGAAUUUUUUUGUACUAAAAAGCAGUAAAAUGGACAUUCGGAGUUUUGUGCACCGCAUUCCGUCCUACCGAGCUGAAGGGGGUGGGGGCUGGGGGGGGGUUCUCGGCUCAAAUAAGUGUGUCAGCUUAAUGACACGUCAUGGCGCAGACACACCUACCCACGAGGACUGUUUUUCACGCUCUCACGUCACGCCUCGCAACCCGGCACGCGCCCUCCGCCGCUGGUUGACUCCAAGCUUUGCAGUAUAUGUUGUGAAAGGGCAAAAGUCCCAGCAAUCCUGUCGCAUGAUUCCCAUUACCAUGGAUGCACACCAUCAGAGCUGCAGCUGUAGUGCUCUUUGGUGCCUUGUUCAUUGUCCUUUAUGACCAAAAAGGACCGAAAAUAGCCUGUACUUCAAAUCUGUAAUCAGGAGCCUAUAAUGUGUAAACAUUGUAUACUGUCUAGUUACUCAGUCCUGACCACAAUCUGAAGUAUCUUUAGAGAAUCUUUAACCUCUGUGACCAGAACUGGCAAAGUCGUCAAAAGAGAGAAUCGCAGUGGAAAUUUUGUUUUCUUUUGAUUGGUAUUGUGGUCCAUUGGCUAAUUCCAGCACAUCUGGACUUUUGUACCCUCUUAAUGGCCUGGCACAUUCAAGUGGUGUUCUGUGCCACCGUGACAAAUGACACAAAUUGUGACAUCAUUUGGAAUUUGGUUAAAGCUAUGUCAGAGGAAUUAAGAAUAUAACAGGUAUAUGUAUUGUAUGUACAAGACUGUAGUCUUUUAUACAGCCUACCAAUAGUAACCAAAGUAUAAGGAAUAUGAAAUAAAAAGAGAAUGAGACCAAAAUGUCUCACUAUUCCAAACAUUCAUAUCAAGAUGAUCACAGUUGUUGUAAUAAUAGUUAUGCAAAAUAAUCUUAGCAACAAUGUCUUGUGUACCCAUAUUAUUUCUAGCUCUAACGCACUUUAUAAAUUCAGAACAUUCAUUUUUUGAAGUCAAUGGUUAUGACAAAGGAAUGUUUUCAUUAAAUACAUAAUUGUAAUUUCAAACUGAAUUUUAUAGCAGUGAUUUCAAGUUCCAUAACCCUUUUUAGCUGUGACUUGCUGCAGUAGUUUUGAUGUAAUGAAGAAUUUUAAUAGUAUUUUUUAAUCUCCCGUAUCUCCAUUUUUUUUCAUCUACAUUAUUCAUUUACAUUAUUUAAUUUCAAAAGGUCCUUCAGUAUCCCAUCAGGCUUUAGCUGCUUUCCUUUCAGAGGAGCAAAUUGCUAAUAUAAUAUUCUAUUUUUGUAUAUUUUAUAUUUUUAAUUAAAAACUGAAUUUGAAUCUUAUGAUAUUCCCAGAACCUACUGCUAGACCACUGUAUUUUUAUAUUAUAAAGUAUACUUAUUUGUUCUUUUUUAAAUAAUUUGAAAGUAAAAUAAUUUGCAAAUUCACAUUUAAAUGUUCUUAUACAGCCACUGAAUAUGAUGCAAUCUUCUAUAACAUAUGAUGCUAGUGCUGCAGGCAUAGUUGAAGCAGUUUACCAUGAAUUGCUGACACAAAACCAGACUGGGAUUUCCACAGUUGAUAAUGGCCUUCAGUUCAUAAUAACCCUUGGUCAGUAAAGUGUACCAGAGUUCAUUUAGAUGCAUUAUUACAUUAGCUGUAACUCACCCCUUUUGAGAGAGCAUAUGACAAAGUCACUACUGUAUUUUACCAAAACUCUUUAAAAGCUGAAGUAAUGCUGUAUUCAACUGAAGUAGAUGCCACAGGCUGAAUGCUUCAAUGGCAAACCUGCUUGCUUUUCCAUAUCACUUGUGAGGGAAAUUAUGUCACUCAACUCUAGAGGAUUUUUUGAUGAAUGGUCUUCAGGGGAAAAAAUGCAUUUUUGUAUUGGCACAUUUGGUAAAAGAUGUGCUGUUACCUCAGUCAACCCACAGCCUGUGUAAUUAAAACAUGGCUCUAACAUAUGCUUUUUAAACAAAAAACCCUUCAAUUUUUAUGUUAUCUUUUUUCCUUUUUCUGCAAGUUUUUUUUUCAUGGUCAAAUCUACAGAACGGCAGGCCCAUUAAAGUGGCCAGGCCGCCUUCUGCACGCUGUGCCCACAGAACAUGAGGAAAGACACAGCGUUCAGAGCCAUUCAGAGGGGAUUUAAUCGCCACAUGAGAAAAACAAGAGUGCUGUGUCUAACCGUGUACAAUGCGGUGGAAAUUUUAAACCUGUUAAACUCCAACCAAAUGGCUUUACACGACAGAAGGCAAGGCCCCCUCCUCCUCCUUCCGGCCCCUGUUAGAGGUCAAUUAUUCAGGAAUUUCCAAUUAAAAUGUUGUAGUUAGGUGCAUUACCACGGGUGUAAACCAAAGCUUUAUUUACUGCUGAAAAUGGCCAGUUUAAGGAGGGGAGAUUAAAGGGGAGCGGAUUUGUUUCAUUGGUUACCAAUCGUCCAGUUAAGGAAUUGUUAGAGUUGUUGGGAAAGCAUUAGAGCGUAAUCCUUGAGCUAUGCAUUUCUAAUUCUCCAGCAGUGACUGUGACAAAUAUCUCCUCCUUGAGUGUGUUCUUGCAGAGAGGAUAAGUGAUAUUCUCUAAGACAGCAUUUGUCCAAUGGUUCACUUUUUUCUGUUGCACAAA
Molecule: messenger RNA, 3249 nt
Organism: Megalops cyprinoides (Indo-Pacific tarpon)
Lineage: Eukaryota; Metazoa; Chordata; Actinopteri; Elopiformes; Megalopidae
Product: stromal cell-derived factor 1-like
Exons: 4
Coding region: 57-329 (90 amino acids)
Biological process (GO): positive regulation of cell migration; immune response; axon guidance
Cellular component (GO): extracellular region
Molecular function (GO): chemokine activity; chemoattractant activity
Source: RefSeq, a predicted model, not a curated record